AUGGUUCUAACACAUAGCAAUACUCCUCAAGGAUCCAUCUCUACAUCAGCCUUAGAAUUCACGAAUAACAUCGUACAACUUCCUAACGGAUAUGCAUUCCACGAUUCACCACUAUCAUUAAUAGGACUAGGAUCUUUCGGAGUUGUCUACAAAGGUUUUACUGUUAGUGAUGAUAAAAAAGUGGCAAUCAAGAAGAUGUCAAAAAUACACGUAAAGGAAAAUGAACUUCGGGUAAUUAGGUCCUUGAAUAGCUCAUACUUAGUGGGAGUAAUGGACAUAUGCAUGUUAGAUGAUGUUACUUGUUGGCUUAUCAUGGAGCUAUGCGAUGGCGACUUAGAGUACCACAUGAAGAAUAACUCGAACGAUGGGCGUCUUAAUAGCGUCAACCUUAGACUUAUUAUUGAUAAUGUCGCGCGCGGCUAUAAAGGAUUGUUUGACUUGAAAAUAGUCCACCGCGAUAUUAAGCCACAAAAUAUUCUUAUCAAAUACGUCGGAAAGAGUAAGCAGCUUUUGUCUGCAAAAAUUACGGAUUUCGGCAUCGCGCGAACCUUGGAAAACGAGGAAUCGGACUUAUGCAAUGUAGCUGGCACUUUGUUCUACAUGGCACCAGAAGUGGGAGCAAAUCUCUUGAAAACAUGCCAAUACGACUUCAAGGUAGAUAUGUGGAGCAUAGGAUGCCUACUGUACCAGUGCAUCACCGGAGAGAGUAUCAAGAAACUUUACUAUCACUCGUUACAGAUACCAUUCGAUGAGGGUAGUUUGUGCAAACUGUUUUUGUACACAGCAUGUGCCAACUAUGACGCCUAUGAUCCACCGGCACUACCGGAAACGACAAAUGACGAAAUCUGUGCCAUAGUGCAUUCUUUACUAGAAAUCGACUCUUCCAGGAGAUGUACGCCAGUGCAGUUUUAUGACAAAGCAACGAGUUUCAGCGAGCGGAUUUCCUAG
Molecule: messenger RNA, 948 nt
Organism: Angiostrongylus costaricensis
Lineage: Eukaryota; Metazoa; Nematoda; Chromadorea; Rhabditida; Metastrongylidae
Source: the annotation of a GenBank genome assembly